Cucurbita pepo subsp. pepo (vegetable marrow) is the source of this 763-nucleotide messenger RNA. RefSeq lists its product as uncharacterized. The record is from RefSeq and is a predicted model, not a curated record. NCBI's taxonomy places the organism in Eukaryota, Viridiplantae, Streptophyta, Magnoliopsida, Cucurbitales, Cucurbitaceae.
UGUUCCGUCUCUGAUAUUAAAUUCAAACCAGAAUCAAGAAACGGAGUGAAAGUGGAGGGAAAUGAUAGAAGAACGGCAAGGCGGAGCUCCACACGGCGUUAUACUGGCGGUGGUCGUCGCCACCGUCAUUCUCGUCCCUUUCUUCCUCGGCGACCACGGCGAGGCCAUCACCGAAGCCAUUUCCGACCUCCUCAGUCCCUUCGGCCUCCUCCUCCUCCCUAUCCUCCUCCUUCUUACCAUUCAGUUUCUCUCCUCCGAUCGCGGCUCCGUCGUCUCCGCCAUCUUCUCCACCAGCGAACCCGACUCCAUCCACCGCGUCACUGGCUCCCCCGUCGGCGUUGCUCUCUUCCUCCUCCUCAUUCUGUUUCUCCUCUAUAACCGGAUUUCCAUCUUCGGCGGCGACGAUGAUUCCGGCGACUGAAAUCGGUUGUUAGAUCUGUCUCUUCCGCUACUCCUUGAACUUUUUUAUUUUCCUUUGCCGGAAUUUUUUCUUGUACUGUGUAAAUGUAUGCCGCCUGAAAAACAGGGCACGGCGGAAUGGAAUGUGAAAUCUCGAUUUCUUGCUUUGCCCUAGUUUCUUAACUUCUGGGUUUCAGGCCAUUUUUGUUCAGUUAUUUAUUUUACUGUCGGCGCCAUCGGCGGUGGCGAAUCCUCCUUCUCCUUCUCCUCCUGCUGCCGACGCCGGCGGCGCCGGCGCCGGCGUCUGUAAGAAAAUUGAAGUUGUGUGGGGGCUGUUUAUACAGAUAUUUAUUUGUUCUUGUCC